UCCAGGACCCUUUUCACCAUAGCCCAGAUGUUUGCAUCCCUUCCCCUCUCUGGAUCCAACCAGGCUGUUCUGUGCUCUCAGCCCUGGGUGUUUCCACACAGCUCUCUCUCCUUCACGCCCUGCCAUGCCUCAAUUAUUGUAAUUACCCCACCACCUGCAAAAGUCAAGCGGGAAUGAUGGAACAAUGCAUGCAGGUGUGGCUGUUGCCGGGGACAGCUGCUCCCUGCCAGGGUGAAGAGGAGGGAGGGGGACAGGAGCUGCCUCCUCAAGCCUAGCUAGAGACCUAUCUUUGCCUUUGGGUGGCUGUGCCAUGGAAGGGGACGGAAAGGGCAUAGAAAUGAGAUGGGAAAACAGAAACUCUGCUUCCCCUCCCAGGUUGGGGGCCCAAAGCCGAGGGGUAGAGAUGGCAUGUAUGGCUGGGUAGUUGGACUCCUAGCCGUGGUGUAAAGCUAGGUGCCUUGGCGUCGCAGAAAUCUGAGGACAAGAAGCAAAGCAGCGUGGGGAGAUGAGCGGUAACGUGAGCCCAACUGGGAGUGGUCGGUGUGGUUCAGUUUGCUCGGGCAAGACCCGGAGAGCCAAAGGCAAAGGCGUCGUGGCUAGGAUCGCUCUGAGCUUGUGCACCUGACAGCAAUAAUCACAUAUGAUGAUUAAAAAAAAAAAAAAGACAUCUGAAAUACUCUGCAUCCAGUACUCGAACAUGACCAUAAACCCAGUAGUCUACAGGGCCGGCAAUAACCAGCAGUGGUUUCUCAGUGCAGCACGGAAUGAUCUAGGCUGAGGGACUUGUGGCAUGUUGGAAGGACCUCGGCAAUGUCUCUCUUCUGUUGCCUGUCAUCCUUCUUUCCUUUUUCCACUCCAACCCCACCCCCUUUGUUCGCACAAUUUGUGGCCCUGGACCAGGUGGAGAAAUGGAACCGCCGAGACCAGAAGCUGCUGGAGGCAGUGCAGCGGGGGGAUGUGGGACGCGUGGCCUCCCUGGCCUCGAGGAAGUCGGCCCGACCCACCAAGCUGAACUCGAGCGGCCAGUCCUCGUUUCAUCUGGCAGCCUCCAAAGGCCUGACAGAAUGUCUGACUAUCUUACUGGCAAAUGGAGCUGACAUCAACAGCAAAAACGAGGAUGGAAGCACUGCCCUGCAUUUGGCCACCAUCUCCUGCCAGCCACAAUGUGUCAAAGUCCUGCUGCAGCAUGGUGCCAACGAAGAUGCUGUGGAUGCAGAAAAUCGUAGUCCGCUGCACUGGGCAGCCUCCUCUGGCUGUGCCUCAAGUGUUCUCCUGCUGUGUGACCACGAAGCCUUCCUGAACGUCCCAGAUAAUGACGGACGUACACCCCUGAUGAUCGCAUCGCUGGGUGGCCAUGCAGCUAUCUGCUCACAGCUACUGCAGAGAGGUGCCCAGGUUAAUGUCACGGACAAGGAUGCCAAGUCGGCUCUGAUCCUGGCCUGUGAGAAAGGCAGCGCGGAGGUGGCCGAGCUGCUCCUGAGCCACGGGGCAGACGCAGGGGCGGUGGACAACGAGGGGCACGACGCUCUGCAUUAUGCUGUACGCUCAGAGGACAGGGAGCUGUGGAGGCUGCUCCGGCAGGCCCUGCUCCGGCAGGGGCGGCAGGGAGGUCAGGGGCUUGCUCAACAUCCAGAUCUUACAUCCCAGGCCUCCCCAUCAGAGUCUCUGGUGGGUUCUACACCCCAGAGCCCGUGGAGAGCGGAGCCCGAGGAAGAGGAGGAGGAAGACCCAUGCCCGGAUGAGUGGAGGCGGAAGUAUGAAGAGGAGCAGAGGAAGGUUUCUCAGUUGGAGCAGGAGCUGGUGCGAAAGACGGAAGAGAGCGAGGCUCGAGCUGCAGCCUGCCUGGGCCUGGAGAACGGGAUUCGAGAGCAGGUGCAGGAGCUGGGGCUUCUCCUAUCACCACAGCCUGGGACUCCAGGAGGGCAGGGCUCUAGUCUGCGGCCUGGAGGAGAUGGCAUGGAGCAGGGUUGUCCCUUGGACCUUCUGGCUGAGCGCAUUCAAGAACUAAAGAAGCAGCAGCAGGCAGCAGCUGCAGCCAAACGGGCAUUAGCUUCUAAGAAGGCGGAGGAUUCAGUCUCGGGGGAGGUCUCAUAUGAAGCCCAUGGAGGGGCCCAACCGGAAGAACAGGGGCCACCCCAGAGCCCCAGGUCUGAGACCAUUGGGAAAGCCACAGGACAGCAGCUGACCACCAGCGGUGGACAGGCCCUUGGCCCUGAUCACACCGACAAGCCACGUGCUGGCCAGAAAGAGGGGCCCCCGGCCCCAGGGGUUGAACCAGCAGGCACGGCGGCUGCACCAGUGGGCCCCGGAGACGUGAACCAGCUCCUGCUACAACUGAGGGAGGAGCUGGCCGCGGUGUGGCGAGAAAAGGAUGCCGCCCGAGGGGCUUUGUCAAGGCCGGUCCUGGAGGGAGCUCUGGGGACACCCCGGGCAGAGGCUGCGGCGGCCGCCUGGGAGAAGAUGGAGGCCAGGCUGGAGCAGGUGCUGGUGAGGCUGGACAGGGCCAAGGCGGGAUUACCCGUGAGCCCUGAGGCCGCUGCCCGGCCCAGAGAGGGAGCCCUGCACGCGGGCCCAGAGACCACCCCCGAAGAGAAUGAAGGGGGGCGGCCAGGGGCUCCUGGGGCUCGCGGAGAGCCUCUAGGGGCCCCCUCAAGGGGACAGGUGCCUGGAGGAGGUCCGGCCAAGGGACGGUUGGAGAAGGAGGUGGCGGCCCUGCGGCUGAGCAACAGUAACCUGCUGAGGGAGCUGGGGCAGCUGGGGCAGGAGAAGCAGCGGCUGCAGGGGGAGCCGCAGUCCCUGAGCCAGUGUCUGCAGCGGGAUUUCGUCCUCAAGCCGGAGGCACAGGACCAGCUGCGGCAGUUGCGGCGCAGCGUGGGGCUGCUGACAGAUGAACUGGCAGCGGAGAAGGAGGCCACCGAGCAGCUGCGGCAGCGCCUGGCCUCCCAGAGCAGUGGCCUCCGCGGGCUGUGGGACGACCUGCCGCCGGACGUGGUGGGCAGGGGCGUCGCGGGGCGCACGGCGGCCGAACCUCUGGAGGAGCUGCGGGCCUGCAUCCGCGCCCUGGCCGACGGGCACCGGGAGGCCCAAGCCUCGCUGGCCCGGCUGGAGCAGGAAAACCGGCGGCUGCGCGGGUCCCCUGGCCCCCGCGGGGAGCCACCCGGCACCUUCUCACAGGGCCCAGUCUCCCCCCAGGUGGCCGCUCUGGAGCAGGACCUGGGGAAGCUGGAGGAGGAGCUGCGGGCUGUCCAGGCCACGAUGAGUGGGAAGAGCCAGGAGAUUGGGACGCUGAAGAAGCUGCUGUACCAGGCCACUGAGGAGGUGGCCGAGCUGCGGGCCCGUGAGGCCGCCAGCCUGCGGCAGCACGAGAAAACGCGGGGCUCGCUGGUGGCCCAGGCCCAGGCUUGGGGCCAGGAGCUGAAGGCCCUCCUGGAGAAGUAUAACACGGCGUGCCGGGAGAUGGGCCGGCUGCGCGAGGCCGCGGCCGAGGAGCGGCGCCUCAGCGGGGACCUGGCAGCACGGGCCGCGGAGCAGGAGCGCCAGGCCGCCGAGCUGCGCGGCCGCUCCCAGCAGUUUGAGAAGACGGCCGAGGUGCUCAGGGACAAGGUGGAGCAUCUCAUCGGGGCCUGCCGGGACAAGGAGGCCAAGAUCAAAGAAUUGUUGAAGAAGCUGGAACAGCUUUCAGAGGAGGUCUUGGCAGUGCGGGGAGAAAACGCUCGCCUUGCCCUGCAGCUACAGGAUUCCCAGAAGAACCAUGAAGAGAUCAUCUCUGCCUAUAGGAAGCACCUGCUGAAUGCCGCUCAGGGUUACAUGGAACAAGAUGUGUAUAAUAUUCUGCUGCGAAUCCUCAGCAUACAGGAAGAGUGAGGCAGUCGGGGCCCUGAGGGGUGUGCGAUUUCUCCUGAUUUCUCUGUUGGAGUAAGAGCAUCCCUGGCUUCCAGAGGCUCCAUCAGGCUUUGGAGGGUGGGGCCAGGCAUGGGGAUGGCAUGGGUGGGGUUCCACCUGACACUAUGGACCCCAGACCUGAGAACCUGAAGCCUGGAGUCGGCAUGAGACCAGAGGAGAUGCACGGAGGCCAGCUCUAUGGAAAAUAAAGCAGGAGGCGGUGUGGUGUUGGGUGUCCCUGCUUUCUCUGUUCAAAGGCGAGUGGGGGAAGGAAACUUUUUUUAAAAAUCACAAAUGGCCCCCAAUUAUGAUCCAUAGUAAGAAAUACACUACAUUGUGGCGCAUCUAACCUGAAAUAGUAUUUACCCUUACUAUUUUCUUUCUAGGAUAUUCUCUGCUGUUAUUCUCCACUGAAAAAAAUAUUGCUCAAAAUACAUCCAUCCGCCCAUGGGUCAAGACCCACAGGUUGAAAAAUAGCACUCUGUGAAAAUGGAGAUCGACACUCUUUCUCUUUCUCAAAUCUGUCUCUAAUCUUUUUUCUCUAUCUUGUGAUUCCUGCGUCCACUAUCUUUUUUUAAGGAGGAGAGACUGAGAGACCUGGAGUUUCUUCAAGAGGUAGAAUCUAAAAUAUUUGAUAGUAUGUCAAACCGGGCUUCUAGAUCUGAGGCACAGGGCUCACAUGGUCCGUGUUCUUUGCCCAGGUACCAAGAGGGGUUAAAAGUCUGAUUCCUGGGGAAGGGAGGAAGGGAUACACAGAGCUGGCUUCUUCCCUCCAGUUCUGUUCUCAGACUGAAAACCGUGGAUCUCUCUUGGCCACUUCCCGUGGGUCUCCUCCCCUUCGUGUCCCUCCACCAGCCAGACUGCUAGGUGUGAGAGAGGCAGCAAAUUCCUCCCCAAUCUGGAACUGCGUUUGGCCCCCUCCUUGGUCCUUCUCCCAGCCUACCCCCUGCUGGGUUAGGCUGGGUGGGAGGCCAUGGUUUGGCAGUAAACAGCCUGCCUGGGUUGAGAGGAGAGUGUGGAGGGGCUGCUUCGAAGACAGGGGCCCACAGAGGGGCUGCAGGGCCUGGCUCCAGGAUUUGGGCCAGAAGAGAAGCAGCGGGGUGUAGAUCACGUCCUAGAGAGGAUGAGGGUCAGCUUUAGGAUUUGUGCAAAUGGGCACAGGACUGCUUUUGGACGUGAAGAAUGCAGACUGGAGGGGUUGAUGGAGAAAGAGAGGGUACAGCUGCCAGAGGAAGAGCAUCUGAAAGAUUGAGUCAUUUCCAUUAAGGGGAACAGAACGUCUCUUUUCUUUGAGUUACCAAAGAAUCUCAAAGGACUGUUACAAUCAUUAUUUAUGGAGUGCAGGGUGGGAAGAAUGAAGAAACUGUUGAGAGAGAGGGGUCCAGACAGGGGGAGAUGGUUUGGCUAAGUUCAAGUAUGAGUCAGGAAGCAGCUUUGGUAAUGGGAGCUGAUCCCAGGAUGGCUGAGUUAUGGGAAUGGUCAGUGAUAUGCUAACACAGGAUGGAAUGUUUCCAGCCCCUGGUCUUCCCAAACGGUGUCCCUCUGUACAACCCCGUAAACUCUUACCCCAACGACCCCAGGCCCUGAAGUUUUCCUUGAUUUCAAAAAUAAAUCUUUCUUUCCCAAAGUAACUCUAGUCCUAAGUUUGUCCCUAUCCCUCCUAGGCUGUCUGCUGAAUGGGGCUUAGGUAGGGACUUCUUACUCCUCUUUUUGCGUCCCCCUUCUUCAGGCUUCAGAUGUAGGGGUAUAUGGGUGAGAGUAGGUGAAGCUUGGUUGCCACGAUAGGGUCAGACUAUUUCUUUGAAUGCCUUCCGUCUGGAACUUGGUCUGGAUUUGUAGUCUCCCUCCUCUGUCUGAUAACAUUAGUUCAUUAAACUGACAUUGAACGAGUCUACUACGGGCCAGGCUCAGAAUAGAGAGUGAACAUCUCAGAAAAGAUUCUUGUCCUUACUGAGCUGGCAUACAGGAUCAAAAUCAGGCAUCCUGGUUCCUACUUUUCAGUUGUCCUGUAGGGAUGCUGGAACUUCCAACCUCAAAUUAACUAUUUAAAAAAUUUUUUUUUAAUGUUUAUUAUUUUGUUUUUGAGAGAGAGAAAGAGAGACAGAGUGUGAGUGGGGGAGGGGCAGACAGAGAGGGAGACACAGAUCAGAGGCAGGCUUAACCGACUGAGCCACCCGGGUGUCCCUCAAAUUAACUAUUAAAGGAGAUUCCUUCUUUAGGAAACGAUUAGGAUUCAAGGUAUGGUUGAGUUUCUUUUUUUUCUUUUACAUUUUUACAGCUUUAAUGAGUUAUAAUUGACAUUCAGUAAACUACACAUACUUAAAGUGUACAAUUUGAUAGGUUUUGACAUAUGUGCACACCCAUAACACCCAUCACACAAUCAGGAUAAUGAACAUAUGACUCCCAAAGAAUCCCU
Messenger RNA from Panthera uncia (snow leopard), 6298 nucleotides. It is a transcript of the gene ANKRD35, whose product is annotated as ankyrin repeat domain 35. Lineage: Eukaryota; Metazoa; Chordata; Mammalia; Carnivora; Felidae. The record is from RefSeq and is a predicted model, not a curated record. The transcript is spliced from 13 exons. Gene Ontology annotation, molecular function: actin binding. The coding region runs from base 811 to 3864 and encodes 1017 amino acids.